Messenger RNA from Rhizophagus irregularis DAOM 181602=DAOM 197198, 576 nucleotides. NCBI's taxonomy places the organism in Eukaryota, Fungi, Glomeromycota, Glomeromycetes, Glomerales, Glomeraceae. The record is from RefSeq and is a predicted model, not a curated record.
AUCAUAUUUAUUUUUUUCUAACUAUUUACCAAUUUCUACACCAUCCUAAAAGAAAAAGUCUCAAUGGGUUCUAAUAAUGAUGAUAUAUGUAAAGAAUGUGGUUAUAAUUCUCUUUUUUGUAAUGUAAACCAUUUUAAACACAAUUUCAAAAAAUGGUCUAGUGGUAAUAGUAAUAUAGAUAAAUUAAUCCAAGGUACUCAACUAUCAGCACAUUAUGAUGUAUCAAUAGCAUUAGAAUGGAUACCUUAUAAGAGACUUACUGAUAUUAAAUAUAUUUCGGAAGGAGGGUUUGGAAAAAUAUAUAGAGCAAAAUGGAAGGAUGGAAAUAUACAAUAUUGGGAUACUAAAAAUAAAAAUUGGGAAAGAUGUAGUCAAAAUAUGAUCGUGGCCCUGAAAAGUUUGAAUAAUUCAAAAAAAGUUACAUCAGAAUUUACAAACGAGAAUUCUGAUAAUUAUUAUGAACAAAAUGAUAAUAUAAUAAGCAUAGAAUGUUCAGAAUUUUUCCAAAUUGAUAUUUCUCAAUUAAAAAUUAGUGAUAAAGGACUUCCUCUAUUAGGCGAUAUGACUUUCAAAUAA